GUAGAAGUUAAUAAGGAAAUAUAAUUCAUCGUCACAUAGAAGCCGUUGGAAUUAUAUUUGAGGGAUAUUAUGAGCUACACAUAUACUAUUAUAACAUAGAUACGUAUCCAGUUAGUAUUCAAAUGUUGAAGAAGUGUGACCUAAAAUUAUUCCAUUCCAUACAGACGACCAAAGUCUUUUAUUCAUAAAGAAAGAAAAUGGCUGAAAAUAAUUACGAAAGAUUUAAAAAAGUCUUAUAGGAAAUGAAAAAAUAUGGUGAAAAUUUUUGAAAAAAGUGAGACUUGUAUCAUUGGUAAGAUGUUGUUACGAAGCUGUAUCAUUUUAUCAUGUAUAACUUUGGUCAAAGGGGGAAUAGAAGAUAUUCGUACGGAGGGUUCGAAAGGAAAAUGCAUUGGCGACAUAGUCAAAAAGUAUUUCGAACGUGGCUACUCCAUGAGUGUGGUUCACAUGGGAAAUGACAACGAGAUUGUCGAAAUAUUGAACACAAAGGAACUGAAAACAAUAAUAUCCCGGAGUCCGCAGAGCAAUAUGAGUGUGAUGAAUGAACACUACGUAAUAGAUGCAAACAGUUCUACGUAUUUUAUAAAACAGUUCGAAUAUCUUGUUUAUGAAAAACGCUGGAAUCCUACCACGCGAUUCUUAAUUCUCAUAAAAAACCUCAAUUUGAACGACCUUUAUAAUGUAUUUGAUAUUUUACUAAAAUAUCACGUCGUCAACACACUUAUCCUGAACAACACUGCCGAUCCUGAAUUGUACACCUACAAUCCUUUCGAGAACUUUGGAUGCGGUCGAAGAUACGAUCGUAUCAUUGAUUUGGGGAAAUGUUCUAAAUCUCAUACCAAAAACCUCUACCCUAUCAAACUUAUAACUGGCUUAAGGAACUGCACUUUCAAUGUGACGUCAACACAUUGGCCACCUUUCACUAUAAAAAGGGCAAUUAAUAGUACUAAUGUGUUGGCUGGGAUAGAUGAGUAUAUAUUCAGAGAAAUAAGUCAACUAGAAAGUUUCAAUAUUGACGUAACUUUUAUGGAUAAUGGAGAAAAAUUCACAACAAUAUCCGAAAAUAUGUCAAUAGAUGGACCUUUGAAUUCUUUACAACAGGGAAAAGACAUGGUAUUUGGCGGACUUGUGUUGAUGGAGGCAAGGACGGACAUGUUUCAAUUCAUAUAUUUACAUCUGUUGGACCAAGAUUCCCUCGUCUACCUGGUGAAGAAAGCGGGACGUGUACAGGCUUGGAGAAACGCUUAUUUGGUAUUUCAAGUAGACGUCUGGUUAACUUUGCUCUUCAUAUUUCUAUUAUAUUUCCUGAUAUUCGUUUUAUUUUUUCGCCCUAAAGACAAACUUUGGGUUGUUCUGAAGAUGCUAUCAUUCAUGUUUAGUAGCGGCACAUGUAUUCGGGGAAGCUUUUUCAAGAGAUCUAUAUUCAUAGCGUGGGUCUGGUGUUCUUACUUCUUCUGUUGCUACUAUCAGUCGACCUUCUCGAGUAUCACAACGCACCCUGUAAUGGAACACCAAAUCGCUACCGUGGAGGACCUGAGAAGAUACAAUCUGCGGCCUUGUGUCAGCGAAACCAUAUUAGACUACAUAAAAGCAGCGUUAAAUAAUACACAGCCGUAUCAGACAGAUCAGCAGUGUAAGAAAUUAUUGGAGAGCAUAAAAUUUGUCAGUCAGUCGGACUAUGAAUAUUUUACGAUCGUGAACCAAUACAAAUACCAAUAUUAUAAAUUUGACUUCUACGACGAAUACGGAGAGCAAACGUUAUACAAAUUCGAAAAACCGAUCUUUAGUUCCUUGUACUGCGUUUACUUCAACAAAGGUUUUCCGUAUCUCGAUAAACUUCAAAUGCACGCACUGAGACUGAGAGAAAAUGGUAUGAUCAACGCUCACAUAUCGCGACUGUUUUGGGAGUUCCAACGGCAUUAUAAGUUCAAAACCAAGAAAAGCAAGGAGCUGGAAGUUGUGGUGCCGUUGUAUUUGAUCGGAUUCGGAUAUUUCCUAUCGACUCUGGUAUUUGUGGGGGAGAUUUUAAUUAAGAAAGUUCGCGAUAAAAACAAGUCUUAAUAAUUAAUAAAUUUAAAUACACCAAUUCUUUGUUCGUCGUUUGGAUAAGCUUCUGUUAAUGGGUGUGCAAUUUUCAAAAUGAUGCUUAAAAUAGUUAUAUGUCCGAGUCCAGGGAGUUUAAUUAUAAUUAGCAGUUUACAGUCUAAGAACGUGUUCCUCGAGUGUUGCAAGCAUAA
Danaus plexippus (monarch butterfly) is the source of this 2237-nucleotide messenger RNA. Its product is annotated as ionotropic receptor 21a-like. The record is from RefSeq and is a predicted model, not a curated record. NCBI's taxonomy places the organism in Eukaryota, Metazoa, Arthropoda, Insecta, Lepidoptera, Nymphalidae. The transcript has a single exon. Bases 253 to 2061 code for a protein of 602 amino acids.